AUGGUUCUUUCAGGUCAGACUCUCAGUAUUGCUAUCGGCGCUCUAUCCCUGGUCCUGGUUUAUAAGUAUAUCGCAUCGCGGAGACAAAGCCAAAUCGACGCCCAAUUCGCUGCCGAGAAAGGAUGCCAGCCGCUCAAGCCUUGGAGUGCGAAAUGGCCACUAGGCCUUGAUCUAUUGAUCAGAGCUUUCCGUUAUGAUGCGAGGAAACAGAUCCUCCGGCUGUUCGUUGAAAUUUGUGGCGAGUCAGGCACGACAUUCGAGCAGCAUCUUCUGUUUGCGCGGGGAGUCAAUACCAUAGAGCCUCGGAAUCUCGAGGCGGUCCUAUCAUCUCAGUUUAAUGACUUCAAUCUGGGCCUCCGACCCAUCCAUUUCGAUCCUUUGAUGGGCAGCGGUAUCUUCACUCAAGAUGGUGCUCAGUGGCGCCACUCUCGCGAACUUCUCCGUCCCCAAUUCAUGAGCAAUCGCUUCGACAAUUUCGAGCAGAUCAAGGACGCAGUGAAUGAUCUCAUUGCAAACGUCCCUGAGAAUGGUGUGGUAGACCUACAGCCCCUGUUCUUCCGCCUCACUUUUGAAACCACGCUCUUCCUGCUCUUCGGUCAACAUCUCCCAUCUCUCAAGUCCGAAGGCAUCUCUAACCAGGAAGGAGAGUUCUCGGAUGCCUUUAACACGGGCCAGGAUUAUCUUGCCCAACGAGGUCGUCUGGGCGAGUUUUAUUGGAUCUUCUCUGGUCCCAAGUUUCGACAAGCCUGCCGGAUUUGCCAUGACUUUGUUGACAGUGCGGUGAAAAAGGCACUGGAAUAUUCAACCGAGAAGACAGUUGACUCCGAAAAAUCAUCGUACACGUUCAUCGAUGCGCUUAUCCAAGAGACGCGGGAUCCAAAAGCAUUGCGAGAUCAGUGUCUGAAUAUAUUGCUCGCGGGAAGAGACACAACCGCCUGCUGCCUCACAUGGACUAUCCGCCUUCUUGUCCGUCACCCUGAAGUUCUUGCGAAACUCCGCCGCGAGAUCGAAGAAUCCGUCGGCGUGGGCCCAGAUGCAUCCGACCCCGUCAUCUCCCAAGUGAAAAAGCUCCCUUACCUUUCACUAGUCAUCAAAGAAGUCCUGCGCCUCUACCCUUCCGUCCCGGUAAAUUCACGCGCGGCCGAAAAAACAACCACACUGCCAACAGGCGGUGGUCCAGACGGCACAGCACCAGUCCUGAUUCGAAAGGGCGAAGCUGUCGGUUACUGCGUUUACGUGAUGCAUCGCCGCAAAGAUCUAUACGGACCUGACGCGGAGGAGUUCCGUCCUGAGCGGUGGGAGAACGGCGCUCUGAAGAAUAUCGGAUAUGGGUAUUUGCCAUUUAAUGGUGGUCCGAGGGUUUGUCUGGGACAAGAAUUUGCGUUGCUUGAAGCGGCGUAUACGGUCGUUAGGUUGUUGCAGACGUAUGAGAGUAUUGAGAUGGUUGAGGGUAAAGAGUUUGAUAUGUCUGUUGGGCAUGAGAGGCAGCUUUUGACUUUGGUUGUGUCGAGUGCGGAUGGGUGUUGGGUCAGGAUGAAGAAGUAUAGUUAG
Messenger RNA from Penicillium manginii, 1551 nucleotides. RefSeq names its product cytochrome P450. NCBI's taxonomy places the organism in Eukaryota, Fungi, Ascomycota, Eurotiomycetes, Eurotiales, Aspergillaceae. Gene Ontology annotation, molecular function: heme binding; iron ion binding; oxidoreductase activity, acting on paired donors, with incorporation or reduction of molecular oxygen, reduced flavin or flavoprotein as one donor, and incorporation of one atom of oxygen. The coding region runs from base 1 to 1551 and encodes 516 amino acids. The transcript is spliced from 5 exons. The record is from RefSeq and is a predicted model, not a curated record.